AUGGAAGACUCCUCUGAAAGCUCGGUUUCUUCGGGCCUCUCUCCUGCAUCCGCCGACGAGCCAGCCGCCUCCUCUGGCUCUUUUUCUGGAGGGCAGUCCUCGCCGUCUGUCCAUGCACAUUGUGCAGACGCUUCUCAUCUUGUCUCUCUCGUCCCUGGCUCACGAAAAGAAAGUUAUCUUGCGGCUUCCUCGCGCCCAAGCGCGGGCGACGCAGGGGUGUCUCUUGAGGGCGCGCCCCCCGUCCCGUCGGAUGUUGUCGCUUCUCUGGACACUACAUCUUCGUAUUCCGCUGCCUCCUCGUAUCCUGCUGGAACGCUGAAUGAUGUGUCAGGCUCGUUCCUGAGUGCUGGUGCCGCCAACGCGGCGACUCAGAGCGAGGGAGGCGGAGCGCACCGCGAGGAAGGAGAGCCGAGCCGCCAGAUGGCGACAGAAGAAAGGAGCGACGGAGACCGGCGACGGCUUGAGAGAGGAGGACGCGAGGAAGCUGCAGAGGCGUGUGAGUCCACAGAGGGUGGGAGCCAAGCUGCACAAGAAGACGAAAGGGCAGAGGGCGCACCGCCUGCAGCAGCAGAGUGUGCGGAGUCGCAAGCGGGCGGCCUGAGAGAGGCAGGCGAAGGCGAAGGAAGGGACGCGGCGCAGAGUGCGAGCGGUCCAUCGGAUGUGCGUGCGCAACCCGACAGAGACGCUUCCCGGACGGAGAGCGAGGAGAGAAGGGAGGAGAUGGCCUCCACCCGCCCGAGCGCCUAUAGUAUUGUGUAUCCCGGGCACGCGGAUCGAGUUGGGCGGACGCAGUCGAGCCUGCGCAACCGAGCGAGUGGCGCUUCCUCCUCUUCUGGAGCAUCGGCUGCGCCGUCUUCGUCCCGCGACAGGGGAGGGGACACCCGUUUCGAAUGCAAUAUCUGUUUCGAUGAAGCGACCGACCCCGUCGUCACGCGGUGCGGACAUCUGUUUUGCUGGAGGUGUCUGCACGCCUGGCUCCAGCGCGGAGCGAAUGAGUGCCCAGUCUGCAAAGGCCACACGACGACGAGCAACGUCAUUCCGAUUUACGGCCGCGGAGCUGAGAAGCAUCCUCGCGACGCGCCGGACAAAGGCGACGCUGCCGCAGGGCCGACGCCAGAGAGGCCACGGGCGGAGCGGCCGGAGCCUCAGCCGCAGCGGCGUUCAGACCUCGGUUUUGGAGGCGGCUCCGGCGGCGCAAGUUUUUCGUUCAGUUUGUUUCCCUUCUUCGGUCUCGGCGUGACUUGGGGCAGCGGAGGACUCAGCGCGAGCAACUUCUCCGCGUCGUCCGCGUUCGACUGGCUGUUCGUCCCUCCCGGGACUCAGCGACGGAGCGCCGGGAUGAAUCGCCAAGACCAGGUUCUCUCAGAGGAACAACAACGCAUGCAGUCUCUUGGCUUUCUCCUUCUGGCCUUCUUUUUCGUCAUGUACAUCAUUUUUAUCGCCUAG
This is a messenger RNA of Besnoitia besnoiti, 1446 nucleotides long. RefSeq names its product zinc finger, C3HC4 type (RING finger) domain-containing protein. Bases 1 to 1446 code for a protein of 481 amino acids. Gene Ontology annotation, molecular function: ubiquitin-like protein conjugating enzyme binding; ubiquitin protein ligase activity; metal ion binding. The record is from RefSeq and is a predicted model, not a curated record. Gene Ontology annotation, biological process: ubiquitin-dependent protein catabolic process. Lineage: Eukaryota; Apicomplexa; Conoidasida; Eucoccidiorida; Sarcocystidae. The transcript has 5 exons. Gene Ontology annotation, cellular component: endoplasmic reticulum.